AUGGAACCUCAAAUUGUGAGAAUCGGAAUCAAGCCUCUGCCGCUCACCUCGGCUUUGGUGAAGAGUGAUCGGUUGCUGGUACAAACUUUAACUAAGAACGGCUAUAGCUGCGUGCUUCUAGCCAUCACAAAUCCAAGAUACCGAGAAAAUUGUAAAAGCUACUUCCAAUCUUUCAAAGACAGCAUCAAAGAAGGUGGUUUCGGGGCGGUUCCGGGGGGACUCAAAGUCCCAUUCCCCAGAUCAAACGAAGUCAAUAUUUUUACAGGGCCUCAUACCGGGACUACAAUCGGCAUGUUGUCUCCUUGGAUUGAGCUUGGCGCCAAUGAUCCGUUAAUCAACGAGUUUUCUCUUCAGGUGCUCUCCAACGAAAUAGCAUAUGCUCAAUUUUUGGGUGUUCGCAAAUUGCUACUGGCUCCACCCAAAGAUUUGAAUCAUCUUGCUGUGUUCACCAACAGCUUAAAUUCCAUUUUGCAUAAAUUUUCUGAUAUUGAGAUUUCUAUCUCUUUGCCUAUAUGUGAAGAUCCCCAGACAAACCCCGCCACAGGCGAGCUUAUCCCUAUCAUUGAUCCGCUUUCGACGUGGGAUAUGUGGAAUACCAUACGCAUCCACUGCAAUUAUCAUAGAAACUUAACGGUCAGUCUAGCAUCGCCCAAACAAAAUAUUCCCGAACAUGUUGUUAAUAGGUGGCUGUUGGAGCCAAUUCGAUUUUACCUUAUCUCGAGCUCCCGCUUUAUUCCAAAUUCAAAAGGUUACCCCGUGCUUAAUAAAUACAACCAGCUCAUCAUCUGGAAGAUUAUUCAGAAAAAAGUAUUAGAUCCUCCCAUUUUACUCCUGCAUGGAGUUGACAAGGAAAGUGAUCUUAUCGCUAAUCUUAGAAACUCAAGUCUCGAAGACAAAUCGAGCCAGGCCUAUCUCAGCGUUGACGGUAACAAAGUGUAUCUUGGAGAUCUAUCAUUUUUGGAAUACCUGAAAUAUCUCAUUAAAUCAAGCCCGAGCCAUAACCAACUUUUGCCGAUCGAGGAGUUUACUUUGAAAAAUCUGGCAAUGGCAAACCUCGAUCGUUCCGAAUUGAGGUCGAUAAAAUCUUUACAGACACCCUUACAGCCGUUGUCCGAGAACCUCAACAAUGCCACUUAUAAAGUGUUUGAGCAAGACCAGGCGAAAUAUGAGUGCUACGAGCGAGCAAUGAUUUCAUCACUGAUGGACCUUAUAAAUUUGCCAAGAUUCCAGCAUGUAAGGAAUCUACCAAAUUUUGGAGCAACUGCAUUUAACACUUCAUCUUUAACUGUGACUGAAAAGGGCCCCGAAGCGAAUGUUCAGCAAUUCUUUGAAUAUCUCAAAAUAUUGGUGAUCGGCCCUGGAAGAGGCCCUCUUAUUGAGCGACUUUUUGCUGCCAUUAAAUUUCUCAAUUUGGAUCUAGAUAAGGUGCACAUUACAGCUAUCGAGAAAAGUCCAACAGUCAUGGUGUACUUGUCUCAGCGAAACCAGGAUUUCUGGAAUGGAAAAGUGGACGUCGUGAAUGCGGAUGUGAGGUCAUGGAAGCCUCAGGUUCCAACACAGUCUGGAUUCCAUUUGGUUAUUAGUGAGCUACUUGGUAGCUUUGGUUGCAACGAGCUGUCCCCAGAAUGUUUGUAUUCGGUGGAACAGUACUGCGAUCCUGACAAUAGCAUUUUCAUCCCCAAGGAGUACACGUCUUUUGUCGCUCCUGCGAUCUCCCCAUCUAUUUACACCAAGCUACUUGAAAGCAACGACCUGUCGAAAUUUCAUGCUUGCUACGUUCCGCUAUGCGACGAAUACGAUACUUUGUCGUCUAAAUACUCCAAGCUCUGGACAUUCCAGCAUCCUCUUAGAAAUGGCAACAUGAAACGUCAAGCACAUACGACAUUGCACUGCCAUCGCAAAGGUACGAUUCAUGGUCUUCUCGGUUUUUUCCAGGCAGAGCUGUACAAUGGUAUCAUUAUCUCCAACUGUCCAACCGGAUCCGGCCCCAGCCCCCACAACCUAGUAUCCUGGCUACCAUUUUUCAUGCCUCUAGAGCAGCCGAUGCAAUUGACUGACGAUCAGGAGCUCGCUAUAUUUGUGAAGCGGGACACUGCGCCAGACCGGGUUUGGUAUGAGUGGUCUCUGGAAUCUUACAUUUAUUUGGCUCUGCCUUCGGAAACCACUAUAUCCAGGAGCUCCAAUAACUCAUCAUCGGUUAUAGACCAGCCUGGUAGACUUAGCAUGUUCAGUAGUACUGAACAAAACGGUACGAGUCGUUCAUCCUUGGAAACGGAAGAAUAUCAGGUACGUGUGCGCACCGGAACAACUCGAAUCCACAACACAAAUGGCAUGUUUCACUCCAUGAAACUCUGA
Molecule: messenger RNA, 2355 nt
Organism: Ogataea parapolymorpha DL-1
Lineage: Eukaryota; Fungi; Ascomycota; Pichiomycetes; Pichiales; Pichiaceae
Product: protein arginine N-methyltransferase 5
Exons: 1
Coding region: 1-2355 (784 amino acids)
Biological process (GO): peptidyl-arginine N-methylation; regulation of DNA-templated transcription
Cellular component (GO): nucleus; cytosol
Source: RefSeq, a predicted model, not a curated record